Acyrthosiphon pisum (pea aphid) is the source of this 1327-nucleotide messenger RNA. RefSeq names its product gamma-glutamylaminecyclotransferase-like. Gene Ontology annotation, molecular function: gamma-glutamylaminecyclotransferase activity. Lineage: Eukaryota; Metazoa; Arthropoda; Insecta; Hemiptera; Aphididae. Gene Ontology annotation, cellular component: cytosol. The coding region runs from base 255 to 728 and encodes 157 amino acids. The record is from RefSeq and is a predicted model, not a curated record. The transcript is spliced from 3 exons.
GAUUGACUACUUAAUAUUAGUUGUGUUGAAGUAGCAUUAAUUGAUGUGAAAUCACAUUUUAAUUAGUUGAUUUAGAUUUAAAAUGUUAGAUUUAUCUAUAUUCUAUUCAACAUAUGAUUUAUGAAGUGACCAGGGCAGCUGACUAAUGUGCAUGGGUGUGGCAUCAUUCUUUGUAUUGACUACUGGGAAACAGUUGUGUGCGAGAUAUGCACUGACAAAAACCGGUCGCUUCCUUGGUCUCUUCUUAGUAUAAAAUGGAACCAGUUUUUGUUUAUGGAACAUUGAAACAAAAUCAGCCUAAUUAUAACCAUCUCAAUGACACUACAAAUGGCAGUGCAGUGUUUAGAUCAAUCGCCGUCACGGUCAAUAAAUAUCCCUUAGUAAUUUCCACUAGAUUUAAUAUACCAUUUUUGUUACAAAUUGAAGGCACUGGGAAUGAAGUUAGAGGUGAAAUAUAUGAUGUUGACACAAAAAUGUUGAAAUAUUUGGAUGAUUUUGAAAAUCAUCCAAAUUUUUAUGAACGAAAAAAGGCUCAAGUCAAAUUACCAAAUGCAGAUAUUAUUGAUUGUUGGAUAUAUUUUUUACCAAACUAUCCAGAUAGUUAUUUGGAGUUACAACGCUUUGACAAUUAUGACUCUGGUGGUGAUCAUGGACUUGCAUAUGUCACAAGGUAUCAAAGAGAUCCAGAUGACAAAUUAUCAUUUCCCAAUUGGAAAUCAUCUAGUUAAUGAUAUUUAAAUUGAUUUACAGCGAAGACCUACACUUAUUGGAAUAAGUAUUCAAGUUAUUCAAUAAAAUAAAGUCAUAGCGGUUUCCUCUUCUCAGUCCAAUUUUUAUUAUUAAAUCAAUUAAGUGUAAAAAAACCUAAAAUUAGUAUUGCACUACACUAGUGCAUUUUAAAAAUAAAUUCAUAUCACACAUUGUUAGAAAUACAAUUAAAUCAUAAAUUUGUUAAAAAAAAAUUAUGUGUAAGUGUUAUAAGUUAUAACAUAAUAUAAUCUUUUCUAUAUUAUAAAACACAUUAUCUAAAUUACGUUUAGGAAAAAUAAUUGUUUAAUAUAAAUUCACACUUUUUCUUUCAAUUUUAAUUGACUAGAAACAAUAAUUUAAAACUCGGUGCUUAAUGUGGCCAAAAUAUUUUUAAACAUAUUUUUAUAACUGAUUUAAAGUUACGGGACAGUUAUUUAUAUCCAUGACUUUUAUUCUAAAACAUUGUAUAUUCUGCAACACAACCAGAGCUACUUCUUCGCGUCCCAAUUCAUUUAAUUGAUCAACCAAUGUACCUGAGAGGAUAAUAAUUAAAUGUUUUAUUAAGAUGACAUUUUUA